Messenger RNA from Leptosomus discolor (cuckoo roller), 1057 nucleotides. NCBI's taxonomy places the organism in Eukaryota, Metazoa, Chordata, Aves, Leptosomiformes, Leptosomidae. The record is from RefSeq and is a predicted model, not a curated record.
UUGAUGGCGUUAAAAAGAAUGGGAAUUGUCAAAGACUAUGAGAAGAUCCGUACCUUUACAGUUGCAGUAGUAGGUAUAGGUGGAGUUGGCAGCGUGACUGCUGAAAUGUUGACAAGGUGUGGCAUUGGUAAGCUGCUUCUCUUUGAUUAUGACAAAGUGGAAUUGGCAAACAUGAACAGACUCUUCUUCCAACCUCAUCAAGCUGGAUUAAGUAAAGUGCAAGCGGCAGAGCAUACUUUGAGGAAUAUUAAUCCUGAUGUUCAAUUUGAAGUACAUAACUACAACAUCACAACACUGGACAACUUUGAACAUUUCAUGGAUAGAAUAAGUAAUGGUGCACUAGAGGAAGGGAAGCCUGUCAAUCUUGUUCUAAGCUGCGUGGACAACUUUGAAGCUCGCAUGGCGAUUAACACGGCCUGCAAUGAACUCGGACAAAUCUGGAUGGAAUCUGGAGUGAGUGAAAAUGCCGUGUCAGGACAUAUACAGCUCAUCAUACCUGGUGAAUCUGCUUGUUUUGCGUGUGCUCCUCCACUUGUAGUUGCUGCAAAUAUUGAUGAGAAAACAUUGAAACGAGAAGGAGUUUGUGCAGCUAGUCUUCCUACAACUAUGGGUGUGGUGGCAGGAAUUCUGGUACAAAAUGUUCUGAAAUACCUGCUAAAUUUUGGUACUGUGAGUUAUUAUCUUGGUUACAAUGCGAUGCAGGAUUUCUUUCCAAGUAUGUCCAUGAAGCCAAAUCCACAAUGUAGUGACCACAAUUGCAGAAAACAGCAAGAAAAUUAUAAGAAAAAAGAAGCUGCACAACCAAAACAAGAAAUAAUUGAACAGGAAGAAGUAGUAGUACAUGAAGACAACGACUGGGGCAUUGAAUUAGUAUCAGAAAUUUCAGAAGAUGAGCUGAAGGCUGCAUCUGGCCCAGUACCUGAGCUUCCCGAGGGAAUUACUGUAGCAUAUACUAUCCCAAACAAGGAAGAGGAUUUGGUAACUGAGGAAAUGGUAGCAGAGUCUGAAGAAAGCCUAGAAGAACUCAUGGCCAAAAUGAGAAACAUGUAGCAAAACA